Molecule: messenger RNA, 4495 nt
Organism: Pseudomyrmex gracilis
Lineage: Eukaryota; Metazoa; Arthropoda; Insecta; Hymenoptera; Formicidae
Exons: 14
Coding region: 569-3799 (1076 amino acids)
Source: RefSeq, a predicted model, not a curated record
GCAUGUUCCGUACUAUCGAAUCCGAGUGACAGGUGGUGCGACGCGCUUUAAUCCGUAACUACACACACUUCGUUCGUGGUCGUCGUCGUGGGUGCGAGAAACGCGGUUGUCCGUUGAAAACGCCGUUUUUUUUUUACCUGACGUCUUGCGUUUGAGAGACGACAAGCAAUAGCGUUUCUUCGGCGUCCGAUCGAAAGGGACGGGACGACGUGCACACGCGUGAAAGAGGGAAGAGGAGCAACGUCAUCAUCAUCGCCGCGAGUAAGAUACGCGUCGCGCUGAUAAAAAUUUCUCGUUUUGUUUCGAUCCGCGAGACACCACUGUCCGUCCGUUUUUUGACGUGCAAAUCGCGGUGACAUGCUCGCACGAUCGUCGGUGCGUCGUCAGUACUCGUAGGUGUUCCCCCCGCGUCCAGGUUCCUGAUGAUGUAUACCACGUACUCGUUCGACUUACCCGGAGGAUUCAGCUGCAGAAGAGUGUAUUCGAGAUUACUCUCCGGCAGACCAGGCAUAAAAUCGCAGGGAUUUUCGUUUCUCAUUCGGCGUUGGGACAAGGUUGGAGGAUCUAUAUGGGGCAAUGCGUGUCUCGUAAGGCGGGCGCCGUCGUCGCAGCAUCCGGUCAUCACAACUCGCCCUCGUACCGUAUCAUGGACAAGGCCCAGAAACAGAACGACUUACGGGGUUCUUCGAGGCGCGGCACGUCGCACACGCGCGGCACUGCAAUGUCCUUCGGCUUCCGGCGACGACCCGCCAGCGGAAUACCGAUGCCGAUAGCGAACUACGCGUCCACAGCGGUCAACGAGAAGAGUCUGUUACAUCCACGAUCAAAAUCGGCGGGCCCGGAGCAAGAUCGCAGACGGAUUACGGAUGACGAUAACACGAUGAUUCACAAUUCAUCAUCCGGCCGAUCGACACCGCGACUGGCACCGCCGAAAAAGGAUGGAAUCGGCGUCAGAACCAAUCGGUUCGGUUACCGACAGCCGCAGAGGUUUACCAACAAGGUCGGCGACAUCUGUAACAGUCACAGCAUCAGUCAUUACAAUCAAGAGAAAUUACAACAGCAACCUCCUCAGCAACCGGAGAAUUAUUUUGUGAAGCAACAGCCGAACAGAGUCGCGCCGCAACAUCUGUGCAGCACGACGGCGCCUGCGAAACCUCGCCCGUCACCGUCGAACAACGCGACUUAUAAUACUGGCGUCAAUAGUAAUUCAAUGACGCAGCACGCGGACACGAACCGACGAGUCUCAGGCAUUCCGGAACCGAUUGGCAGGUACACUCUGCACACCAGUCAUCUACCCUUGCCACAGUACGCUGUGCGAGUGACCGAUUCUAACCCCAAGAUCGCCAAGACAGCCGCGAAUCAGAGCAGAAAGAUAUCUACGUCAACGUUGAAAGGUUCGUCCAGUUCAAAAGAGGGCUCGAUGACCGAGGACUCGGGUGUCAGCAGCCAGGCGGCCGGUCUGGAAGACGAGAGAAUUAGAUCGAUCGAUUAUAUGGAUGAAGGAUCACUGAGAAGACGCGGCAUUGGCAGACCGAGAAAUCUACGUAUGGUUGUGAACGGAAAGAGCUUUGAUGUAAGAGACGUUCGGGACGACGACAGUACAGUCACUGAAAUCUCAGUGAUUCCAUUGCCCAAGUCAUUCGCAAACACCGCGGUCAAUUUGAAUACCGGUUUCGUUCGCGAGCGAGCCACGCAGUACCAACGAAUUGUCAACAAAGACAACAGAUACACCGACUCGACCGCGUCAAUGUCCACCACAUCCUCAGAAGGUUAUGAUGAGGGUUGUCUGAGCGAGGAAAAAGUUUAUAAAGAUCGAUCGCGCACGGAAAAGAUUCCGUCUAUCAAGUCAGACUUCAGUCCGCCCAGUUCAGACGAUCCGGAGUACGGUCAUGGCGAGGCUAUGGCGGACGAAUACUCAUUGAGUUCCAGCGACGAAUGUCAACGUUCCAAUUCGAUUAUUACGCAGCACACGCAGGGAAUAACCGUCGCUGCGAAGAACAACGCGACGCCGAAGAACACAUUGCGAUCGGUAUUGCUCACCAUCGAAGAUCCGGCGUUUGCCGCUGCCGCCGCAACUACGACCACUCUGAUAGACGACGAAACUUCGCCGGUCGACAGCUUAUUCGACAGUCCCACCGCUAGCAUCACUCAAUCAGACGGAAAACCCUCCAAGAAAGAUGAGGAACACGUGCACGAGCGCUCGGAUAACACCCUCGAAGACGACAGUCCGGGCACGCCGACGAAUGCCUCCAACUCGCUCAGCUUGUCCGAGGGUAGAGAAUUCUUCGACGACGAGAUCGCUGAUCAGCCUGGAUUGAUCUUCGAUGACAACAACUCAAGAGGCAGAAUCGAAACACAGUCCGCAAUGGGGAGCCGAGAAGUAAUCACCGAGAAUAGCCAUACUCUAAUCGAGACGAGCUCUAAGAUGAACGGUGCUCACGUCAAAGGUGUGGUGAAUAGUCCUCAUCACGGACAGCGUUUACAUCGUUCAGGAAGCGUGGACACUUUAUCACCUUGCGAAUCCAUCGCCUCAGAUGAUUUAAUGUUGGAUUACGACGGCAGCGACGCGAGCUCUUACGAGGAUCAACAGCGAUUAAAUUCCAAUCCCGCGUUGCACGAGCUGGAUGACGCCACCAUAAUUUCCGAAUUGGAAGCUCAGGGAGAAGAAGUGAUGAGACAGUGGAGUUCAUUGCUGAGCACCGCGCAUAUGCAGGAGGAGGCAAAUUCAAAUUGCGCCAAUAACAAUUCCAUCAACAGCACAGCGGGCAUCAAUAACAAUCAGGCCAACAGCGAAUCUGGAAUCGGAAGUGACAGGAUGUCAAGGUUGCUACGCAGCAGAUCCGGUACGGAGUCACCGCGCUCGUUAGACAACAUGCGCAACCGACAAGUUUCUAGUCCUAUGAGAACAUCGGGAAAUGCUUCAUCCCCGUGCAUCGAUUCCGGAGACGAGGCGAGCCUCAGGAUAGAUCGUGGAACGUACCAGUACAUGUUUCAGGACAUUGUCUCGAUAAAGACGAUGCUUCUGAAACUCAAACGAGUUCUUCAGGAGUCAGGAGAGAACGAUUUGAUGAGGGAAGAAACUCUCAAUCCAUUCGACAAUUUGAAGAAUGGCCUCUUCUGUAACCUGAGCGAGAGCGGAGUUGGUACCACUGACGUGAGCACAUCACCGGGAAGCGGCGGUAGCAGCAUCGCGGACGAAUUGACGGACUUGAGAAGACAGGUUGUAUUCCUUCAGGGCCAAGUGGAAGAUCGAGAUCGCACCAUACAGUUGCGGGAUCGCACCAUCGAGUUACUUGAGCAAAAACUUGCGAAACUUCAAGGACCUAAGAACGGCGACGCUCAGAAUUUAUCGACGCGCAAUAACAACGGUCUUUCCUCUGUGGACAUGUGUAACGCCGCUACGCAGACAGAGAAGAUACGUCCGGUGUCGGCGGGGCCUUCGCUCUUGCAAUCACUCCCGCAGGAUGGUGUCAUGGGGCCUCUCGUUAGUUGGAGUGACUCGUCGGACCAUCAGCGGCUCUCGCUGCUCUCCGAGCUUAACUCCGCCGGGAGCCAUCGCAAGCCAACCGAACGUUUACCUCAUACGUUAAGACUCCGUCAAGAACAGAUCCCGACACGACGUGUCAGCGCGCACGCGAGAAGACACUCGUCGGAGAGCGUGUCCGGCUCGCCCACCAAGCCGAAGGAUUGUACGAAACCGCCUUGCGAUUCGAACGAUUUGGAACAAUGCGAUCAAACAAAGAUAGAAGGAAAUACGGUCAAGUCCCUUAUACCAACACCUAGGAAGCUUCGGUUUUAACAACACACAAUAGCGGUGCUCGAGCAGCAUGCUCCACGUGUAAUAAAGUUUCUCACGUUUCGGACGUUCGAAUCUUCGAAGAUCAGACAAUUUUGAUAAAUAAUCUUUAAUUGUGAAUUUAAUCGUUCGUUCUAUGACUCUUUUCUGCAGAUUUUCAUUUGAGACUUUUCGCCAUGUGCAGAACUUUUAAGUUGAUGUGACGUUAUAAUCCAAAACGACCGCUGCGUAUCCAGGAGUUUUUGUAUCGAGAAUAAUUUAUAUAAAUUACACAUUACAUGUAAGUUAACAUUUUGUUUUUUUUUUGUUGAAUUGCACCGUUAUAAAAUAGUUUAAUUUAUCCAGUUGUAUCAGUAUUUCAUUUCACUCACUUGUCACCGAUUCGAAUGUCCAAAACAAACACAAAAAACGAUCUCGCGUCCCAUCGCUGUCCUUUCUCUUGUAAUUAGUUUUCUGCACGCCACGAAGUUCCUGUAACGCAUAACGACGUCGCGUUCGUCUAUAAUAUAAUUUGCUGUUGUACUUAUCGCGAAAUGUGAGAGAAAACGUUAAAGUGAAUCCGUCAUUUAUUCUCGAAAGGAUAAUAUUUUUAUGGCGACGUUGCGAUUACAAGCGCGCAAGUACAGGUGUUGCUUGUUCCGCGUUGUCAUUGUGAUCUCAAGCGCAAAAAAAAAAAAAAAAAAAAAAAAAAAAAUUAGA